AUGACUUCGAAUUACAUUAUACAUAUUGGUAAUAAAAUUAUAAAUAAACGAAUCAAAAUUAAAGAAUUUCUAAACAAAUAUGAAAGAAAAGUAUUAGAAAAAAAUGUCAAUGUUUUUUUUUAUAUACUAAUUAAUUUAUUAUUCAAUUUAUCUAUUGAUAGAUUUCGAUUAGUAAUUAACAGAAAAUAUAUUUUUUUUAAAAACAGAAAAAGAAUUGAUAUUGUUUUUAAUAUAACGAAGAAACUGCUAACUCUAAAUAAUAUUGAUAUAAAAGAAAAAAUUACAAAUCUUAUAGAAAAUAAAAAAAAUUGCAUUGAUAAUAGUGAAAUAAAUGAGAAUGAAUUAUAUGAAGAUAUAAAUACUAAAAGAAACAAUUUUUCUAAUACUUCUUUAGUAGAUAAUAUAUAUAAAGAGUACAGAAAACUUAAUAUAAAAAAUGAAAAAGAUUAUCUUAAUAACAAAUCAGAAACUCUUUUAAAUAAUCAAGAAAAAUUUUUUGACAAAAAGUUAUUUUAUGAAAAUUAUACAUUUGAAAAUAAAUCAAAUUAUAUUAAUUAUUAUGAAAAUUUUAAGAGUGAUCAUUUAGAUAAUAAAGUUUUAUUUUCUUCAAAUUUGCUUAAUUAUAAAGAUGUUAAAAAUAAAAUUAAUGAUUUUAAAAUAAAAUCAAAUGAAGAAUAUCAUAAAAAUAAAAAUAUAUUAGAACAGAAAGUAAGUAAUAAUAAAUAUGAUAAAAAAAGUAUUAUUUUAAUAAAAAAGGAAAAAAAAACAAAUAUAAAUAUUUUUGACGAAUUUCUUGAUAUUUAUUUAUUAUUCCGAUUGAAAGGAGGAAAAGGAGGAUUUGGUGCAAAUUUGAGAGUCAAAAAAAGAAAGAAGAAAAAAAAGAAUAACUUUGAUGCUGCAAGAAACUUAAAAGGAAAUAGAAUUUUAGUUGAUAGAAUAAUUGAAACAUCAGAAAUUUUAUUAAAAAAAAAAGAACAAGAACAAAUUUUAAUUGAUAAACUCAAUAGUUCUUUUAUAAUUAAUGAAACUGAUGAAAAUGACCAUCUACUAAAAAAUCAUAUAAUUAAAGAUGAAAUAAAUGAAAAUUCUAGUAAGAGUGAAAAUUUUAUAAAAGAUAAUCAAAAAUUAGAUAUGCGUCAUAUCAUUGCAAAUGGAAUCAAGGAAGAAAAAAAGCAAAAAAAAAAUUUAAAAAAAAAAAUUGAUAAAAAUGUGAAUAAUCAAAUUAAAAAUGUGAAAUCAAUUGAGAAUAUGUACAAUUUUUUAUGA
Molecule: messenger RNA, 1266 nt
Organism: Plasmodium gallinaceum
Lineage: Eukaryota; Apicomplexa; Aconoidasida; Haemosporida; Plasmodiidae
Product: conserved Plasmodium protein, unknown function
Exons: 1
Coding region: 1-1266 (421 amino acids)
Source: RefSeq, a predicted model, not a curated record